AUGGAAUGGGCAGCUCGGUCUGAUUACAUGGGCGGCAUUCCAAGGAAGAUGGUGAUCAUGGCGGUGGGGGGUUUGGCAAAGGCCGCCGUCUCUUUGCUCAACAACACCACCGUUCACAAUGCCGAUACACUCCUUCGUCUGGUUCGGUCUCGGCCUCCUGGUGUACCACUCGUCACUGUUAGCAACCACAUGUCCACCAUGGAUGACCCUUUGUUGUGGGGUUUCAAGGGCUUUCCCAUCACGGAUGCGAAAUUGUCUCGGUGGGCUUUGGCUGCCGAGGACAUUUGUUUCAAAAGUUCAAUGCUUUCUUACUUCUUCAGACUUGGGAAGUGCAUACCAAUUACACGGGGUGGUGGUAUUUAUCAAGAACACAUGAACGAAGCUCUUGAGCGUUUAAGUGAAGGAGAAUGGUUGCAUACAUUUCCUGAAGGAAAAGUGUCCCAGGAAGAUGCACCUAUUAGACGAUUGAAAUGGGGAACUGCUAGUCUCAUUGCUCGUGCUCCUGUAACCCCUAUAGUUUUACCGAUUGUCCAUACUGGAUUUGAACAGGUGAUGCCUGAGAACUUUUAUCAUGGUAAAAGGCCUCCUUUUCCAUUAUGGAAUAAGAAUAUUAAGAUAAUUGUUGGCGAGCCAAUGGAACUUGACCUUCCUAAAAUGAGGCAGAUGGCAAUGUCUCUGUCUCGUAAUAUUUCACAUCCUACUUUAGGAUGGCCAAGCACUUGCCCCGGUGGUCUGGAUGAGGCAGCACAAAGAUGUCUGUACAUUGCAAUUUCAGAGAAAAUCCAAAAUGUCAUGGAGACCUUGCGAACUUUUGCUAGAAGUUUUUCAAAGUCAAAAGAUCAAAAUCUUUGCUAG
Messenger RNA from Prunus armeniaca (apricot), 855 nucleotides. The record is from the annotation of a GenBank genome assembly. NCBI's taxonomy places the organism in Eukaryota, Viridiplantae, Streptophyta, Magnoliopsida, Rosales, Rosaceae.